Molecule: messenger RNA, 1776 nt
Organism: Drosophila takahashii
Lineage: Eukaryota; Metazoa; Arthropoda; Insecta; Diptera; Drosophilidae
Product: UDP-glycosyltransferase UGT5-like
Molecular function (GO): UDP-glycosyltransferase activity
Source: RefSeq, a predicted model, not a curated record
AUGACCUUUAGAAUUUUGUUGGAUGCCUUUAAAAGUGGUGUGUACAUCCUACUCUUGAGCCUGGUGGCACUUCAGCAACUGGACUUUGGAUCUAGUUCCCGCAUCCUGGCAGCCUUCUUCUUCCCCGGGAAAAGCCAUUUCAUGAUGACCAAUGCCAUCAUCAGGGAGCUGGUAAAGCAAGGACAUGAAGUCACUUUCAUCACACCUUUCACCUUGGCCAAGGAAAACCUCGGACCGAACUACAGGGAAAUUGUGAUCCCGCAAUAUGAUUUCUGGCCAGAGACCAAGGAGAUAACGAACACCAACAGCGUGCUCGAGAUGACCGAUAUAUCGAGUUGGACCUUUAUCCAGCUGGUCAAUAUGAUGGGUAUUCGUAGCACUGACUUUGCAUUUGAACAGCCAGGAGUUCAGGAGUUAAUCAAUGAAAAGAAUAAGGCUGGAAAGUACGAUCUGCUGCUGGCACCGCAGUUCUACAACGAGGGAGCCCUCAUCCUGGGACACCUCUAUCAGAUCCCCAUCAUAACCAUGUCGACCCUGGGCUUUUCCAACUUCUUUAGCCAACUGGUUGGCAUCGUUUCUCCGUGGUCCUAUGUUCCCCAUGGCUUUAUGCCCUAUACGGAUCGCAUGUCUCCGUGGGAGCGAAUUGGAAAUGUGGCCAUCAGUGGUGCCGAGGAUCUCAUUAGGCAGUUCUCAUAUUAUCCCCAGCAAAAUGCCAUUCUAGAAAAGCACUUCUCCCACUUGCUCGAUAGAGUUCCCACCGUCAAAGAAUUGGAGCGCAAUAUCUCAGUCAUCCUGCUAAACAACUAUGUGCCACUGAUAUCGCCCAGACCCAUUUCCUUUAACAUGAUUCCAGUGGGCGGACUGCACAUUCAACCUGCAAAGGAUUUGCCUGUGAACCUGCAGAAAUUCCUGGAUGAUGCUAGCCAUGGAGUUAUUUAUUUCAGCUUGGGCUCCCAAGUUCGCAGUGCAGAUAUGCCACCCGAAAAACUGAAGAUAUUCCUGGACGUCUUUGGCAGUCUGAAACAGCGCGUUCUGUGGAAGUUCGAAAAUGAAUCUAUUUCCAAUCUGCCUGCCAAUGUGAAGGUGCAGAGUUGGUUACCUCAGGCCGACAUCCUGGCGCAUCCCAAUGUCAAGGUCUUCAUUGCCCAUGGUGGACUCUUUGGCACCCAGGAAGCAGUUUACCACGGAAUACCAAUUCUAGGAAUGCCCGUCUACUGUGAUCAGCAUCUAAACAUUAAUCUGGGCGAAAGGGCAGGAUAUGCUUUGGGUCUGGACUACCGAAAACUAACUGCAGAUGAGCUGCGGAAGUCACUGCUUGAGCUGAUCGAAAAUCCAAAGUAUAGGAUCAAAAUAAAGCAGGCUUCAAAGGUAUUCCGCGAUAGGCCCCUUAAAGCUAUGGAUACUGCGAUGUACUGGAUCAACUAUGUGAUCGAGCACCGAGGAGCUCCUCAUUUGGUGGCAGCUGGCGUGGAGAUGCCCUGGUACCAGCUCUACUUGCUGGACAUGGUGGGCUUAGCUCUGGCACUUAUCCUCUUGCCAAUUGUGGCUCUAAUCCUUAUCUGCCGCAGGAGCUCCUCCAAAUCAACAGGGCCUCCGAGAAGAAAGACCAAGAAGAAUUAGAACCAAAACUGUAAUUUUAUUUUGGUUAAUUGUAUAGUUAAAGUUUUCUGAGUACCAACAGCUUAGAAACAAAUCUAAUUUUUCUAAUUAGUUAAUAUUAUAGAUAGAUAAGUGUACACAUAUGGCAUGUCAUAAUAAAAGUCGCAAUCGAUUGGC